AUGAUAAUAGCAUUGAUUUGUGCUUUCAAUGUAAAUUUUGCUUCAUCAAUUUUAAAUACAGUAGUCACCCCUUUGCCGAUCGGAGAAGAAAUUUCAAAAACUCAAAAUGACACUUGGGCUUAUUUCAAAAUUAAAGGCUUCGAAUCUCCAAGCUUAUAUUUAUCUGUCAGUAUUGACCUUUCUGAACCUGAAUCUGUAUGCUUACUCCCCUCCCUCCAAAAAAAUUUUGGAGAGGGUUAUGCUUUUUUCUAAAAAUUGUGCAUACAAAUUUUAUAGUAAUUUUUUUCUCGAAUAUCCAUUUUUGGAAAGCUAAAAUUAAUGUCUUAAAACACAAGCUAUUCGAAUUCAACAGAUUUAGCUCGAUAUUUCAUUAUAGUAAAUAUCAUUUAUAUAUCAACAUUUUAUUAAAUUUUUUGUUCACUCAUGGAGGUGAUUUCGGGCAAAAAAUAGGGACUUUUCCAAUGGCUUUGCUUACUUACGGAGUGGUACGAGUUAGUUGUCAAGCAAAAUACAGUGCCUCAGCUCUACGCAGGGUACCCUCAAUAUGAUUGAAUUGAUAUAGAUAAUUGAAAGUUGGGGUCAAAGAAACAUGAUGUUAUUAUAUCUCCGUGAAAAUAUUCAUCAUAUUCUUUGUACAUAGGAGUUUAUUUACAAACAGAAGCAGUUAUACAAUACACAAUUAAAGCAGUGCAAUCUGAAUUUAAACCCUGUAAGAAUAACUGCACUGAGAAUGGAACAUGUGAUGGAGGAACCUGUGAUUGUAAUUCAGGGUACAUUGGCAAUGAUUGCCAAGUCCCUGCAAUUUCUUUAAGCCUAGGCUCUUCUCAACAAAUGAGAAUUAAUCCUGGUUCAAUAACUUAUGCUUAUUAUGGAGAUUUAAAUUCCGAAACUGGGAAAAACAUAAACGUGAAUAUAAAGUCUUUCGGAAACCCUAUAACUGUGUAUAUUAAACCUUCACAAGCCAAUAUGGCAACAACUUUACCGUCAGAGUCAGUAUUUGUAGCAACUGCUAAAAGUACAGAUAUCGAGUACACAAUAAAUUCGAAAGAUUUGAUGACUUAUUUUGCAAUAGUGAAUGAUGAUAUUAUUGCUAUAGAUCUUAAGUGAGAUUUAUCUUAUAAUAGUAGUUCUGACAACUCAAAAGAAAUAAUUUUUUACACCUUAAUUACAGUAUCAUCCGUAGUCGUUUUAAGUUGGGUUUCAUUUGCUCUGUAUAAAUCACGAAAAAGAUUUCAGGUCAUUUCAAAUCCAGCUGAAAAUUACUUAGAAAGAGUUCUAGAUUUAAAGAUAAUUGAUGAGAAUUUUCCAGAGAAAAAACUAAGGCAAUCAGAUAUUGACCGCGGGAAUUCAUCGUGCCCUAUUUGUUUGGAAAAUUUUGCAAUAGAUGAUAUGAUUAGAGAACUGUUAUGCGAUCAUAUUUACCAUCAAAAAUGCAUUGAUGAAUGAUUUGCAACUAAAUCUUACUGCUGCCUUUGUAAAAGAGAUUAUAAAAGCAUUGAUAGCAUGGAUUUGACGAGACCUAUUGAAGAAACUUUACAGAUGAGCAACACCCUAGGACUAAUAGUCGGAGCUAAUGAAGAAUCCCUAGGAAUCACUAUAAGCAACCCUAUUCAAGAAGAGUAUAUCGAGGAUGAAAACGAAGACGUAACCUUCAGAGCCAGCUCAAAUUUUAAUUAG
This is a messenger RNA of Blepharisma stoltei, 1677 nucleotides long. The record is from the annotation of a GenBank genome assembly. Lineage: Eukaryota; Ciliophora; Heterotrichea; Heterotrichida; Blepharismidae.